AUGGGCAAGAGCUCCGGCGGCGACUUGAGUGACUUUGCGAUACGGGGCGUCUACGGAGAGCUCAUGGGUGAGAUGAGGAUUCUUAAUCCCAUGGAGACGGUCAUGUUGGAAUUUGUGUGCUGUCUGGCGGAUGAUGUUGCGCCCCAGGCGAAAGGGUGGGUAUUUUCACUUCCGCUUGUUUCGUGUAUUGGGUUAUGUUUGGAUGCUGAAUCUUUUCUGCGCAGGCAUUUUUUUGGGUGCAAGAACCUAGGAGCUACGGGCCAGCAGGUACUGGGGGCAGUUGAGCUUGUGAGAGAGAUUGCGAGACAGUUGGAUCUCAGCCGGCCUGGGGGUGGUGAUGAGUUUGGGUUCCUGGCCAAGGCUGAGACGUGGUAA
This is a messenger RNA of Uncinocarpus reesii 1704, 375 nucleotides long. RefSeq lists its product as uncharacterized. The transcript has a single exon. NCBI's taxonomy places the organism in Eukaryota, Fungi, Ascomycota, Eurotiomycetes, Onygenales, Onygenaceae. The record is from RefSeq and is a predicted model, not a curated record. The coding region runs from base 1 to 375 and encodes 124 amino acids.